Peromyscus eremicus (cactus mouse) is the source of this 1583-nucleotide messenger RNA. It is a transcript of the gene Trmu, whose product is annotated as tRNA mitochondrial 2-thiouridylase. Gene Ontology annotation, biological process: tRNA wobble position uridine thiolation. Gene Ontology annotation, cellular component: mitochondrion. The record is from RefSeq and is a predicted model, not a curated record. Gene Ontology annotation, molecular function: sulfurtransferase activity. NCBI's taxonomy places the organism in Eukaryota, Metazoa, Chordata, Mammalia, Rodentia, Cricetidae.
GGCCGGGACUUCCGGCGUAGCGUAGAUGCAGCCCCAAAGCUGCUGGUAGGAGUUGCCGUGUAGGCAGAUGUCGGCGCUGCGGCACGUCGUGUGCGCCCUGUCUGGCGGCGUGGACAGCGCGGUGGCUGCGCUGCUGUUGCGGCGGAGAGGUUACCAAGUGACAGGGGUGUUUAUGAAGAACUGGGAUUCGCUGGAUGAACACGGUGUUUGUGCUGCUGACAAGGACUGUGAAGACGCGUAUAAAGUUUGUCAGAUCUUAGACAUCCCUUUCCAUCAGGUGUCCUAUGUGAAGGAGUAUUGGAAUGACGUGUUCAGUGACUUUUUGAAUGAGUAUGAGAAAGGAAGGACUCCCAACCCUGACAUCAUCUGCAAUAAGCAUAUCAAGUUCAGUUGCUUCUAUCAUUACGCCGUGGACAAUCUUGGGGCAGAUGCUGUUGCCACUGGCCACUAUGCAAGGACCUCACUGGAGGAUGAGGAAGUCUUCGAGCAGAAGCACACUAAGAGACCAGAUGGGCUGUUCAGAAACCGAUUUGAAGUCAGAAAUCCCGUAAAACUUCUCCAAGCAGCUGACAGCUUUAAAGACCAGACCUUCUUUCUCAGCCAGGUUUCCCAGGAUGCCCUGAGAAGAACCAUCUUCCCCCUGGGGGAAUUAACAAAAGAUUUUGUAAGGAAAAUAGCUGCAGAGAAUAGACUGCAUCAUGUGCUUCAGAAGAAGGAGAGCAUGGGCAUCUGCUUCAUUGGUAAAAGAAACUUCGAGCAUUUCAUUCUUCAGUAUUUGCAGCCUCGGCCUGGAAAGUUUAUUUCUAUCGAGGAUAAUACAGUUCUGGGAACACAUAAAGGUUGGUUCCUGUACACUCUGGGCCAGAGAGCUAAGAUCAGCGGCUUGAGAGAACCCUGGUACGUGGUGGAGAAGGACAGCGUCAAGGGUGACGUGCUUGUGGCUCCCCGGGUAGACCACCCAGCUUUGUACAGGGACCUGCUUAGGACCAACCGUGUGCACUGGAUUGCUGAGGAACCACCUGCUGCCUUGGUCAGAGACAAGAUGAUGGAGUGCCAUUUCCGAUUCCGCCACCAGAUGGCACUAGUGCCCUGUGUGCUGACACUCAACCAGGACGGCACUGUGUGGGUGACAGCUGUGAAGGCUGUACGGGGCCUCGCCCUGGGACAGUUUGCUGUGUUCUACAAGGGUGGUGAGUGUCUUGGCAGCGGGAAAAUCCUACGGUUAGGGCCAUCUGCCUACACACUCCAGAAGGGCAAGAAUAGAACCAGAGUGACUCCCGAGGUCUCCAGUGACAGCCCAGGCCUGCACCCCACACCCUGACAAAGGCCAAGCUGCUGGGAUGAAGCAUUAGAGAAGUCUGGGGCAGAUGGUCAGUGAUGGGCUUGGUGCUGCCAGAACCAGUGGUCCGGCUGGCUGGCUCCAGAGCCACCUGAGGAGGGAGUGUCUGCGCUGGGCUCCAGUAUACCAGAAGCAUUUGCUGGCUGUGGGUCUGCCUCGAGGGCCCUGAUGGAGCUGCUCUUCCACAGUGUAGUGCAUGGAGGCUGCACAGGAUCAGCCUUAAAUAAAACUGUCGAACGUCUGA